CACAAACACACCCACUCAUGUUAUUGGCGCGUAUAGCGGACUGGAGCGAACUUAUAUACGCUGAAAAUAAUAUUUAUUCAAAUCUAUCUCUGAAUUAUUGGUUAUAUAAACAGUAAGACAGGAUGCAUGCUCAGAUAAAUGCGUCAGUAUAAGGAAUAUAGCUUAAUAAUCAUUCACGAGACUGGACAGGGCUCUGACAGCAUGCACGCGCAUCGUCCUUUUUGCUGAUAAUGCAUGUGUUGAUAUAGAAAACAAAUAGGUUACGUUUUAAACAACAGUAUUUCUCCACGUAAUUCAGUCAAAACACAACUUUAUAUCCGUAAAAAUGAUGAAAAGCGUAGGAAAGCUGUUUGGGUUAAGGCGCAAAUGCGCGCCCUCACAGUCUCGCAUUGAAAGAAAAAAGACUCGCGUGAAUCCCAUUGAUAACAUGUUGGAUGACAGCGACGAGGGAUCGUUCGGCAGCACUACGAGCGUCAGUUCAGAUAGCGAAUACCAGAACUCCGAAGACGAAUCGGGAGGCUCCGACAGCUCUUACCGAGCACGGGAGAGUGACGGGGAGGACAGCAGCGAGACGGACGAGAAAUGCACCGCGUCUCGGAAACAGAGGAAAAGACCCGCGAGCGCGACAGCUCUAGAUGACGACUCGAGCGAUUCCUCAAGCGACGUCGGUGGAGAGCCGCUCCGAAGAGUGCUGCAGAGAAAACGGCUCAGACUGCCGGAGGAUUCAGAGGACGAGGCUCUGAUGGAGAAGAAAAGAAAGGCUGAAGUUAAAGCUGCUGCUGCAAAGAGACGAGAGAGAAGGAAUAAACUUGUGGAGUUGUCAAAGAAACGAAAGUCUGGUGCCCCACGUCGCAGGCGCAGGACGUUGGGUUCUGAAGAAGAGGAGACAGAGGAGGUUAAGGAGGACAAAGUAGAGGAGAAAAGUAAAUCGGAUGAUUCUGAGGAUGAAUCCAGUUUUAAAGAGAAUGGCAGUCCUUUAAAUAGCAGCGAGGAGGAAAAGCUUGCUGAUAGUGGCAGCCUUAAGGAUUUUAUUGUUGAGGAAGAUGAGCAGAAAAAGGAUGACAAGCAGGAGGAAGAGGCUAAAGAUAUGGCGUUUCUCUCUCAUCUUCCACGCCAGUUUAUCACCGGAUCACAGCUCACCCACUUUCAGGUGGUGGUCAAAUCCUUGCUGAUCAAUGUUCUGGAUUCAACCUUCCUUAAGUCACUUUACAGUGGGGAGCGAACAAAACGGUAUGCCCAGGAGAUGAAAACAUCAUUGCACCAUUUUGAUGAGCGACUGGUCCUCCCCCGCCUGGAGAACUUGAAACAGAGGAGUCGCUGGAAAGACCGUUAUAAAGAGCGAGUAGAAUGUUAUCCCAAGCUGCGGAUUGUGAUGACCAGGGUCCAGACCAAGGGAUGUGAAGCUUGCGAGCUUCAUAGAACCGGGCGCUUCACUGUGCAGCUCUCUGGACAGUUGUACCACUCUAACACCUUGCAAGAGGACCAGUUCAUGCCUGAUGACUCACAGAGUUUCUUUGUUGGCUCUGUCUGUGCCAGUCGUACUGAGGUCUACCAUGCCUUGAAGCACUUUAAAUAUCAUCUGUUUGAGAGAUGCCGUACAGCUUUAGAGGCUCAGAAGGAAAAAGAGGAAGAGGGAAAGGAAGGAGAGGAAGACGAGCCAGUUAAGGACACAAUUAACAAGGUGUUUACCAAACUGCAAGAGGAAGGAUGGAUCAGUGAGCAAUACGAGAGGUUUCAGGAACAUCUCAAUUCUGCUGAUUUCUUCCAGGAAGAAAAGCUGGACUGAAAGGAGUGAACCUUUUUCAUGGCAUCGAUUUGCUCUUGUAUAUCUGUGAAUAUUUUUGGUUAUGUCAUAUAAAGCAUGACUAACUUUUGAGUUGCGUUCAUCUUGCAUUUCAAUUUUUACUCAAAUUGCUAGGUAAAUUAUUUCUGCAUGAUUGUCAUUCAGUAGUGAGUUUGCAGUACUCACUAUGCAAACAAUAUUCUGUUGUAAAUGCAUAAAUUGUAACCCAAACUGUAAACACUUAUCUAAACAUCAGUAUUGGAUUGAAAAGUCUCUCUAAAGAGCUGUUUUUACACCUUUCAUAUAUAUACACACGCAUACAUUGUGUUUCUUUAAUUCAAGUAAUAUUUUUUUUGUUCAUAUUACUGAUUCUUUA
This is a messenger RNA of Xyrauchen texanus (razorback sucker), 2159 nucleotides long. RefSeq names its product coiled-coil domain-containing protein 82-like. The record is from RefSeq and is a predicted model, not a curated record. The transcript has 7 exons. Bases 326 to 1786 code for a protein of 486 amino acids. Gene Ontology annotation, cellular component: nucleus. NCBI's taxonomy places the organism in Eukaryota, Metazoa, Chordata, Actinopteri, Cypriniformes, Catostomidae.